AGGAUUUGGAAGGAGUGCCACCCUCUAAAAAGAUGAAACUGGAGGCCUCUCAACAAAACUCCGAAGAGAUGUAGACGAUGCUUUAAAGCCUCCGAUCCAUGUUCCAUGGAAGGUACAUCAGCAAUUAAUUCUAGAGCAACUUUGCCCCAGCGAUUCCUCUUGGGUGCGAACAGAACUACUAACGUUUCAAGUUUACCAAGUGCAAAUCCAAGAAGACCCAGAACGGCGUCACUUCUCAGACACUGAAGAACUCUGCUGUGAAGCAAAACACUCAAACCUUUAAGGGACUGUCCUUGGGGAGGCAGGCGGGGCUGACAGCUCAGGAGUGUCUGCACACUGUCUCGGAAGCCAGGAUUCCAUUUGUGUUGCUGCUGUAUUUUCCCCCCACUUCUCUAUGUAACGAUAUAAGCUAUCGGAGGGUGGUACCGAUCAGGAACGCUUUUUGGCGGGGCUUUCCACUGUUCAACCGAUUCCUUCCGCUUUCUUUUUUUGUGCCUUGUGCCCUUGAGGUGACCUCUGGCAUGUAUCCUGGUGGUUCUUACAUCCCCCUCUGCAAAGUGCCCUCUUGGUUUGGUUCGGGCGGCGGCUGCCACCCUACUCACCGCUCUCCUCCCUGCCCCAGGACUUCAUCGGAGCAGGCAGGGUGGAGCGAAGGAGCUCCUUAGCCCACCUGGUUUGCAGGUGCAGGGGGACCUUAGGCACGCCCCAAGCACCAGGCACCAGGGCCCAAGGACGCGCAGGUGUUGGGGCACAGUCCCCAAGGGCUCGGCCCCUUGGAUCAGGCUGGGCACUCGCUGUGCUCUCCCCUCCUUGGGGCGUUUAGGACUGGGCGUCUCCAAGCCCACCAUGGCCCAGAUGGACGUGCAAAGCCCUUGGAAUUUUCUGGCACUUCCUCUCUAUUGCCCCCACCACCACCACCCCCAUCACUGCUUUCUCCCAGACCUCCGAAUACGAAAUGGCUUCUCUGGCUGACUGCAAGGCUGUCUCCUUAAGGCACUGAGUGGGCCGGGGAGGCUGGGAGCCGGCGGCAGGAUUAGCUGGUGCUGAACUUUCUCUCAUAGGACGUCGCUUGGAUUUCAAAUCCACGGUCACCUGCUGCCCUUUGCCUCCCCCGACGCCCCAGCCUGUGCCCCGGAGAGGCAGGAUCGCAGUGGUCAGAAUCCACGUGCUUUCCUAUUCUCAGGCUGUUCUGACUCUGAGCCAACAGCUGGACCGUGUCUCAUCCCCAGAACAUGCCGUCUGUCCCCACCGGGGAGUGGGCCUUGAUGGCCGGGCCUCGAAGGCCACAAACAAGGCGUCGAGGAAUUGGAAAGAUUUGCACACCCUCCAGAAAGGAGAGACGCAAUCUCCCCUCCCUCCCAUCCCCCACCUUCGCUGGAACAGCUUCCUCUCACUGAACGGAGACGCCCCCUUGGACGAACUGCCUAAUCGUUUGGUUCUGAGGCCUGGUUUGCUCUUAAUUAAUAUAUGAACUCCUCAGACCUUAAACCUUUUCCUAAGCUUUCUUUACUGCACUGGAGUUCUGACUCCCUUUGAGUUGUGUGUUACUGGGGGUGGGGUGGGGUCAUGGGUUUUGUUGUUUUUGGGGGCUAAUUGGUGCAUAUUCAGGUACCACCUUUGACGUGUGGCUCUUUCUCCUGACCAUCAUGGGAAGUGUCUGCUGGAUUCCAUUUUCUAAGAGUUUCUGAGGGUGAGGCUCUUAUUUUUUUUUUUAAGGGAUCCUGUCUAUUUCCUGCACUUCGAGAAGAAUCAAAAUGUUCCUGAAUUUCAAAUACCUCAUGCAAAAUGUCUCCUGAAAUAAGGGAAAAAAAAAAAACCACAACUUUGAAAAUCUUAAUGUUGAAGUUAGCAAUGCCGAAAGGUUUCUGUCUUAAAAAAAAAAAUCCUUGUACUUAUCAAUUUUGCCCCUUAGGCAGUCAGUUUUGUUGAGAACUGUGUCCUGCAUCCUGGCGCAGAACCUACCUGAUGCGGUUCCUCUCCACGCAUCUCGAGGCGGCGUUACCUCCAGAUUCCGUAGAGUUAGAGUCACAUUUUUCUUUGCAGCGAAACUCCAUCUUGGUGAGAGAUGAAUUUGGAUAUUUAUUUCCUUCUCUGUUUUUGGGAAACGAGAGGCUACAACCAAGACAGCUGAAGGAGAAUGAAACACACACAUCCACAGAAACAGAGAGGCGUAGGUGGCCCUGCCGUUGACCGCAGCCUCUCUGGACAGGCAAGGGGAGUUGGCGCAGGUGAGGACUCAGACGACGUCCACCGUCCCAAGGCUGUCACUAGUAUUUCUCUGAAGUGCCUGAAGGUAGGAAUGGGCCGGCGAUUGGGACCAGCUGGGCCCCACCACGGCCACGCCAGGCAAAGCGCCAGCAGCCCUGCACUCCACGCUGGCCAAGAAGGCCUUCCACGCAGAAUGACAAGACUGCAAAAAUCCGAUGUGCUUCCUUCCCUGGCGCAGUCGCUCCUCGAGCCGCUGCCCCCCACCCACCCUGCACCCCUCGCCCUCCCCCCACCACAGAAUCUAAGACCUUUCAGCUUCGAGCCAGGGGGCGGGGGAUCCCGAGCAAAAGCCUUCCGUGGACAUCAGGCCCCGUGGCCUCAAGGGCUCCCAGGGCAAACCUAAUUCCCCCCAAAACGUGAAGUCGGGGAAGCUGCGGCUACACAUUCCACAAAGUGCUGGCACUUACACCCACAACCCGGAAGGCUGUGGACCGAUUCCUCUAGGGUGGUGACCUCCCAUUAGCAAACGGUGUCAUGGUUUGGAAUGUUCAUUAUCGCCAAGAACCUGGUUAGAGGCAUAAAGACCUUUUUUCACCGUUACCUAAUUUUUUCCCCUUUCAAGAAUUUUUUUUUUUUUUGGUGUGUUGUACAGCAGUAUAAUUUUUCACUUAUUUAUUCCAUCAGUAGAUAUGGUUUGUACAAUGUACAAUUGUUUCAUUUCAGAAAAUAAAAAUUUCAAAUCAUGAA
Homo sapiens (human) is the source of this 2955-nucleotide messenger RNA. RefSeq names its product BAF chromatin remodeling complex subunit BCL7A (gene BCL7A). The record is from RefSeq and is marked reviewed. Lineage: Eukaryota; Metazoa; Chordata; Mammalia; Primates; Hominidae. Gene Ontology annotation, cellular component: nucleoplasm; SWI/SNF complex.